GGGGCAGCCUGGGAGCCGCGUUCCAGCGCGGCCGCGUGCGGAACUGAGCGGCACGAGGCCGGAACCGGGACGGGACGGAGCGCGCCGGGAUCCAUCCGCACGGGGCGGCACCGCGGCACCGCGCCGGGCUGGGCCGGGCUGUGUAUCGGGUGCUGAGCACAGCCACUGAGCACAGCCGCGCUGUUCCCCGUGCAGCGGAACCAAAGGCGCCGUGCUCGUUCCCGCCCGUCCCGCCGGGGCAUUGCGCUGCCGGAGCCAUCCCCGCUGCGCAGGAAGCGGCGCCCCCCGCCCGGCGAGUCCCAGCGGCUGCAGUGUGUGCAAUGUCUGCAGCACAGUAACCGCGGGGGGUAAAUAGUCACAGCGCGUCGAGGCUGUACCCACACGUACAGCACGGUACGAGCCGCACGUCUCCACACUGAACUACUGGCGGCUCAGCCCGUUCUGCUUCUGUUCCAGGACCGACAAAGCGACAUGUUCCAUCUCAUACAGCGCUGCUGCUCCCGAGCACCUCGCCAGCUACAGCAGCGAACUGGUCCCAGCCUGCUCCUGCAUGGGAAGAACAUGGCAAGGUGCUCCUCUCCCAGUCUCAAUCUGCAGAGAAACGUUUGUCUCCUCUCAAGACCUCUGAGCCUCAGCACAGCAUCGGUGUGUGCAACCAGACUGCAAGCUUUUCACACCUCUUUCCCACUCCUAAAGAAAAAGCCUCCCCGAGAAGCUCCCCGAGAGCCAGGUCUGUUGCGACAGAGCAUGAGAUCGCUCAAGGAUUCUCCAAAGCCAGCCCUUUACUUAAGCUUUGCAGGGCUAAUUCCGCUGGUUUCCAUGCCGCUAUUGAUGGUUCUCCAAAGGACGUACCACCCAGAGCUGGCGUUUGUUCAGGUUACGUAUGGAGCCGUAAUCGUUUCUUUCAUAGGGGGAAUGAAAUGGGGAUUUGCUGUCCCAGAAAACAGCCCAGCCAAGCCAGACUGGCUGAACCUGGCCAACAGCACCGUGCUGCCUCUGCUCGCAUGGCAGGCCUUGCUUAUGAAAGAUAUCACUAGCAGCGCAGUAAUGAUUGUUCUGAGCUUAGGGAUAGCACUGCACUAUGAUGUUUCCCUUCUUCCUACCUAUCCUCUUUGGUUUAAAGGACUGAGGAUUGUGGUGACGGUGUUGGCAGCGUUAUCGCUGUUGGCUACUUUAGCCAUAAAGAUGGCUUCAGAGAAUGAGAUAAUUAACAGUACACCUGAAAGGCAGAACACAAAACAAUAAAGCAAGAAGAAAAAGCUGUUUAUUUGUUAAUAAUGUAUUUGUAGUGAGGUAAUAUGGAAAUAAAGGCUUUUUUUUGUGCUUAGAAGUCAUAAGAUGGCACUGAUCAAGAUGCUUAUUCAGUUCAUAGCAAGUUUAGGAGCGAAGGAUUGUAAAUACUGCUCAUGUCCAAGGCAGGCCAACAUCUGCCAUUACCUACAGAACAAAGUGUCAUUCCUGAGUGGGAUCAGAUGAAUUAAAAAUGGAGAUUGAUGCGAUGCGGGUAUGAAUUGCUCUGUCCUGAAUUACUGAAGUAUCUGGUUUGACUACAAUGAGAUAACAUUCUGUGGUAGGGAGAACAAUGAUGUAGUGGUACAUGUUCUAAACUAUGUCAAGGUGAAAGCAGUACGUUAUCACUGAAAGAAUAGAGAAGAAUUGUGCAGAAGUACAUACAGCUUCAGUUCUUAUUUUGUGGAAGUAAAAAUAAAACACCAAAAACUGCCUUAUUUCAAACUGAGGAGAUGUCCAGAGCUUAAUGACAUACAACUUAAAGUGGAAAGAAAGGACAGGCAAGGUUUGGUUGUGGUGGCAAGCUGAGCUGAGUUCACUUAAAGUAUCCCAUUAAGCUGCCAUAAGAAAGGCUGGAAGGGAGAACUUUUUAGCUUCAAUGAGGUGCAAUGAAAAAAGAUUAGCUCACUAUUUAGACGUAAAUGAAAAGGAGAGCUGACCCAUGUGUUCAGUUAAAGUUACUUCAGUUACUGUUAGCGUUACUUAACCAACAAAGCUGCUUGCAACACAUAAUCAUAAAGGACUGUAAUAUUCCUAAGUUGAAGUACCAGCAAUUGCUGCUUGGUGUGACACAGAUCUGCUAACACUAAAGGAGCAGACAGUAGAGUUGAAAGAAGUUUGUGUUUUCUCCCCCCUCAACAGGAGGAAUCUGGGAAGGUACAAAUGCAGCUGUGGGCUGCACACUCUCCAGGAGCAGCUGAUUAUUGAUAGAACUUCACACAUAAGUCACAAUCUUAACAUAAUUUAGAGGAAGAAACAAGAACCUGUCAUACAUGUUUUCUACCCUCAGCUACCUCAAGAAGCUUAAUCCAGCAUAUAAGACAUAUUUACUGUAGGCUUUUUAUCUUAAAUACAGUAUAAGGUGCAAGGAGAAAGCCAUAGUGUGAUAUCCAUGUACCCUCAGGACCAAUUUAUAUGAUCCUCAUAGCACUUGUAAAGCACUUGUCCUCACUGUUGAUUAGUAAAGAAUGAAGCACCUACCAUAACUUCAGUUUUAUCUGUUCAUUCAAAGAACAAUUCAGGAAACCUGCCUAGAGAUGGUGCCAUCUUCUUACACGGUGUUGCUGAAAUAGCAGCUAUAUCCAUGUAUCUCUCAUUUUCAUACCCUAUUUCCUUAUAUGCGUUGACAGCAUCAUUUCACCGAAUCAGCAUUGUACACUGAUGUUCUCAGAAUAUAAAAGAAAUAAAACCCCUUUCAUUGUAAA
This is a messenger RNA of Coturnix japonica (Japanese quail), 2714 nucleotides long. NCBI's taxonomy places the organism in Eukaryota, Metazoa, Chordata, Aves, Galliformes, Phasianidae. The record is from RefSeq and is a predicted model, not a curated record.